Talaromyces marneffei is the source of this 7821-nucleotide messenger RNA. RefSeq lists its product as uncharacterized. Gene Ontology annotation, biological process: secondary metabolite biosynthetic process; fatty acid biosynthetic process. The coding region runs from base 1 to 7821 and encodes 2606 amino acids. Gene Ontology annotation, molecular function: fatty acid synthase activity; oxidoreductase activity; phosphopantetheine binding. The record is from RefSeq and is a predicted model, not a curated record. NCBI's taxonomy places the organism in Eukaryota, Fungi, Ascomycota, Eurotiomycetes, Eurotiales, Trichocomaceae. The transcript is spliced from 5 exons.
AUGUCUAGUAACGGGCAUGAACAGCAGAAUCUUACUCGACUCACUCCUGACCGAGAUGAAGACGAAAGCCUGUUAGAGCCAAUUGCUAUAUGCGGCCUUGCAUUCAAGUUUCCCCAAGAUGCAACCUCUGUCGAAGCCUUCUGGAAGAUGCUCGUAGAGAAACGGAACGCUAUGACUGACUAUCCCAAUGACCGUCUGAACAUUGCGGGAUUCUUUAAUCCAAGUCGGCAAAAUUCUCUCAAUUCGCGUGGAGGCCACUUUAUUGCUGAGGAUCUUGGGUAUUUCGAUGCCGAUUUCUUCUCGAUAAAACCUUCUGAUGCCGCCGCUAUGGACCCAAUGCAGCGUCUCCUUUUAGAAACCACAUUCCAUGCGCUAGAGAAUGCAGGUGUACGACUUGAAGACGUUUGGGGCUCUCGCACAUCGGUCCAUACGGGUUGUUUUUCAAACGAUUACUUCCUACAGUUGCUCAGAGAUGCCGACAGGCUCCCUCGGUACGCAGCUGUGGGUGCAGCCCAAACGAUGCUAGCAAAUCGGAUCAGUUGGUUUUUUGAUCUUCGCGGUGCCUCGUACAAUGUGGAUUCAGCCUGCUCUAGCAGUGCUGUGGCGGUAGAUCAUGCCUGCCAAAUGCUUAGGAGUGGAUCUGUUGAUAUGAGUAUUGCUGCUGGUUCCAACCUGAUCUUAGAUCCCGACUACAGCACGAUAUUGAGCAACAUGCACAUCCUAUCACCAGAUUCACGCUGCUAUGCAUUUGAUCACCGUGCCAACGGCUAUUCUAGGGGGGAAGGUAUCGGUGUGAUUGUAUUGAAAAGGCUUUCAGACGCCAUUCGGGACAACGAUACAAUUCGUGCCGUAAUACGAGCCUCGGGAUCAAACCAAGACGGGUAUACCCCUGGAGUUACCCAGCCAUCUCAAAAGGCACAGGCUCAAUUAAUUCGUGAGACUUAUGGAAAGGCAGGUCUCACUAUGAGGCACACCAGGUUCAUAGAAGCUCAUGGCACAGGCACACGGAUAGGAGACCCUAUAGAAAUAGCUGCAAUCGCUGAUUGUUUUCGCCAUUACCGAGACAGCUCAAGUCCGUUAUACGUUGGUGCAGUGAAAACAAAUAUUGGUCAUCUUGAAGGAGCUAGUGGUAUUGCAGGACUUAUAAAAGCUAUUAUAGUUGCUGAAACUGGCAUCGUUCCCCCUAAUGCCAAUUUUGAAAAGCUGGAACAAAGGCUUGCAGCCUAUGAUUCCUUCAUAGCAAUGCCGACCUCGCCAAUAGAAGCAUGGCCAUGUUCCCUGGAUGUAAGGCGGGUUUCCCUACAUUCAUUUGGCUUUGGAGGAACAAACUGUCAUAUUGUGAUUGAUGACACACAUAGUUAUCUCAGACGACAUCAAUUGCAGGGUAAUCAUCGAACGCUGUUGGAUCCUGCGACCCAUAAAACCACAAUUGGCCAUCACCAACGGUUCGACCUUGGGAUGGAGUGCACAUCACCCUCACUACAUACCCCCAAACUUCUCUGCUGGUCAGCUUCAAAUGAACAGUCCCUGAAGCAGCUGCUGGCCAAUUGGGAAUCGUACUUUCGCAUUAAAGGAGAGAACAACGAGCCGUCAUGGCUCGAUGAUGUGGCCUAUACACUUGACUCCAGAAGAAGUUCAUUCUUAUGGAAGUCUUAUGCUGUCGUGUCAUCAUCUUCCGAUCUUAAAAGGAUUACACAGUCAGUCUCUGAAGGCAGGCCAAGUAAAAGUCUUGCACCCCGUCUAGCCUUUGUAUUCACUGGUCAAGGAGCUCAGUGGCAUGGGAUGGCGCGUGAGCUCCUCGUAUACCCCGAAUUUCUGAAUGUUGUCAUGGAAGCUGAAUCUUUAUACCAAACUCUGGGUUGUGCUUGGUCUGUUCAAGAGGAAUUGCUAAUGAAUGAACAUGAAUAUAACAUCAACUCCCCUCACAUAUCUCAAGCGUUGACUGCAAUUAUACAGAUUGGUUUGGUGGAUUUAUUGAGAUCAUUUCGAGUGAAGCCAGUGGCGGUCGUUGGCCAUUCGAUGGGAGAGAUUGCCGCAGCUUACUGUGCAGGAUUUUUUGAUAGAAUCUCCGCUCUCAAGCUUGCAUUCCAUCGCGGAUCGCUCGUCUCCUCCAUUCAAACCAGAGAAAACAAUAUCAAGGGAGCAAUGUUAGCAGUGGCAUUAUCGGAGAUUCAGAUACAGCAAUACUUUGAACUUCUUCGCUGCCAGACUGAAGGCUUCAAUUUAGUCAUCGGCUGUAUCAACAGUCCGUCCAACGUAACAGUAUCCGGAAACAAAGAGCACAUCGAAAAAUUGGAGUGUGUGCUUCAAAAAGACAAUAUUUUCACGACACGAUUGAAAACACCUGUUGCAUAUCAUUCCUCUCAGAUGAAAACCAUUGCCAAAGACUGUUUGCAGGUAUUUGAUUGCCUGCAGGUGGCAGAAUCAUCAUCAUCAUCAUCAUCAUCAAAUGUUAGAAUGAUCUCUUCUGUCACAGGUGAUGAGGUCAGUGGAGAGAGAGCCCGUGAAGCAAGCUACUGGGUAGCCAACAUGCUUUCGCCGGUCCUUUUCUCACAAGCUAUCCAACGCCUCUGUCGAGAUUCGAUCGGCGCUUUACGCAAAAAAAUCGAUGGAAGCCAUGGGCAGGCUAUUGUCGUGGACUGUCUUAUCGAGAUUGGGCCACGCGCAGCUUUGCGUCUUCCAAUUCAGGAAAACAUUGAUAUCAUGCCACGAGGUUGCGACCUUACUUACCUGCCUUCAUUGAUUCAUAACCGUCCGGCCGAUUUGUCACUCUUGCAGUUGCUUGGAAAUCUUCAUUGCCGUGGAUUCCCGGUAGAUAUACGUCGUGUGAACGACCCAAGACAUGAUUCCUCAGCCAAGAAUUGCAUCAAUCUUACUGACACGCCGGCCUACCCCUUUGACCACUCAACAAAGUUCUGGGCCGAAAGUCCCUUGAGCAGAAACUAUCGCCUUCGUCCGUAUGGUUAUGUCGAAUUACUGGGGACCCGAGCCCGAGAUUGGAAUCCUCUAGCGCCUGAAUGGCGUUGCUACGUGCAAGUCACCGAAAUGCCAUGGCUUCUGGACAAUACAGUCAAUGGAAAGUCGAUAUACCCUGCCUCGGCAAUGAUCUGCAUGGCGUUGAAAGGGGCGUCUCAACUUGUAGAUGACUGCACUAGUAUUACAGGUUUUACCUUGCGCAAUGUCCGCUUCCAGUCUAUAAUACCAAUAUCCUCCAGCUCUACAGACCUUGAGACACGAUUGAGGCUCAACCCUAUCAAAUCAAAUCUCUCCACGCAACAUACCGCUUGGUGUUUUACUGUCUACUCCGUUGCGGCUGGCAUUUGGAGCGAGAACUGCGGUGGAACUCUUCAGGUCCAUUAUCAGGAAAAUCAGGUAACAGAACAUUCACCCAAAAGGAUGAAAACAUGGUUGGAACCGUCCCAGUAUCAAGAUUGCUGGGAUUCGAGAGAACAAGCUUGCACAUAUCCGAUGAAUGCGUCGGACGUUUACGCCAACUUCAAAAGAUGCGGCUUUGACUACGGAUCUUCUUUUCAAGGAAUCUGCACUGUCGCACAUGACCGCACAACAACCGUUGUGGGUUCCAUAUGCCUUAACCGACCUUUAUCCAUAUCCGUUGCCAACGCAGAAUCCAUGAUUCAUCCUGCGUCUCUCGAUUCAUUCAUGCAGCUCGCACUAUUGACCCUUGACGCAAAGGGCUCUAGUCAAAUACCUACACAAGAAAUCUCCGCCAUAGAUAGGAUUUGGAUAUCCAAUGAAGGACUGUAUCCGUCAGAUAAGUCCAUACUUGCGUCUGCAAGACUUGAUUUAGAUACUCCUCGCAACAAGACCUACUCGGUGUUCGGGCUGAGCGCGGAUAAUCAGCAUCUGCGACUGGUGUUGGAGGGUCUUCAGACAACCACGAUUCUUUCACCUUCUUCACCAAACAAUGCAAGGUAUUCUAUGAACUCUAUCAGCGGCAUUCCGAAUGUAUCUAGCAAUGAACAGUUCUGGUACACCUUCCGUACCAGAGCCGACGUAGACAUGAUCCCGGCGGAUGUACUGCUGAAGCGACUGGAUUGCAUAUGUGGACCAGAUGUAUCAGGGCCAAAACAGUUUACAUCAGCCCUACGGGCAUAUCUAUACCUGAAAAUGCAAGAGAUUAAAGAAUCCCUGAGCUCCAAGAGCUUCGUCCCAGAGAAACUACAUCUCCGCCAAUACAUGCAGUGGAUAGACUGGCAGCUGUCCAAGUCCGAUGAGAUGGCUCUACCACCCACCGAGUCCAACAGUUGUUUGCGAUCCCGCAUUGAAGAACAAGGGCAAAUGGGUAGAUUUUUCUUACAGGUUGCAGAUAAUGCUUUGAAUGUCCUGCGAGGGAGUGUAGACAUUGUCCAGUUGCUAUUCACGGGCAAUAAUGUCGAGAGUUUCUACCGGAACCAAUCGUUUGGCUCGAUAUAUUACCAGAAGCUCGCGGUGUAUCUCAAUGACCUCUCAUUCAAACAUCCAAAUAUGACUAUUCUAGAGGUUGGUGCCGGUACGGGGUCAUUUACGGAUCAUAUUCUGAAUGCUCUGUCGGGGGACGAUGGUGCACGCAACUUCGCCAAAUACUACUUUACAGAUAUCUCCCCUGCCUUUUUUGAAAGAGCACAGAAACAAUUUGAAAAGCACAAGCGCAGAAUGGAUUUUACUAUUCUUGACAUUGAGAAAGAUCCAGUUGAGCAAGGAUUUGAGCAGGGGGCAUUUGACAUGAUCGUGGCGUCCAAUGUCUUGCAUGUGACCGCAGAUCUUGAAAGGACACUCCGUGGCUUGAGAAGACUGCUCAAACGUGGUGGCAAGUUGAUAUUACACGAAGUUGUGCGCCCAGAUAGCAUCCCAACAUCCUUUGUGUUUGGGCUUCUUCCAGGAUGGUGGCCGGCGACGGAAGAUGGCCGCUCUAUGAGCCCCGUAGUAGACGAAGCGCGAUGGGAUACCUUGCUUCGCCUGAGUGGGUUUUCUGGGGCCGACUUGCGCCUUAGAGAUUACGCAGACCAAGAAUCUCAUUUGAUGAGUAUCAUUUGCGCAACCGCUGAGGGAUCGGGAGAAGACAAGAAUGCGUGCGCAGAGCUGGCCGUUGUCGUGGAGCCAGGCUCAUCCUUGCAACAGGAUCUAGCAGAGGCUAUCAUUGCCCAACUAUCUACUCAUGGCUUCCAUGCCACCCGUAUUAUUACGUUGUCAGCAGAUUCGGUUCAAGAAGGUAUUGUUUCGCGCAAUUCAGCAAUAGUCACCCUGUUCGAUGCCGGCGAGAAAGCCCUUCUUUCUCGCUUAGACAACGAGAACUUCCCCUUGCUGAAGCAUCUACUUUUGAGUUCUAGAAACAUACUUUGGGUGUCAAAUGGAGGCGGGCGCACCCCUGACCCAAGUCAUGGCAUGAUUGACGGGUUUGCCAAGGUCUUCAAUACCGAGCAGCCCCAGUCGAAACUGACGACAUUAGCUCUAGAGGGCUUUGUAAGAGAGACUUCACAAGCAUCGACCGUCUCAAAUAUCGUCUCCGUUCUUAUCCAAGUCCUGAGAAAUGCUGCUAAUCCCAAUGAACUGGAGGACUACAGAAUGCUUGAAGGGGUAUUACAUAUAAACCGGAUCCAAACCGACGCCGCUAUGAGCCAGGUAAUCUCUGGAAAGAAGACAGAAACAAAGACGCUGGAGGCUGCAAGACCAUUUACACUUGAGCUACAAGAUUCUUCCUUGCUGAUAAGACAAGAUGAAUGCACCGACGCGGUAUUGCAGGUGGAUGAUGUUGAAAUCGAAGUUCGUGCGAUUGGUCUUGGGGCCGAUGAAUCUUCGCUCUUGAGAGAAUACAGUGAGACGGAGCCUGGAAGGGAGUAUGCCGGAGUAAUAACAAGGACUGGCUCUCACUCGUCUCUUCUCCCGGGAUAUCGGGUCUGCGCAUACAGUCCCGAUUUGCCCAGAUCGAAUAUACAAGUGCGAGAAACGUGUCUCGUUCGCAUACCAGACUCGGUGUCCUUUGUUGAAGCUGCCACACUCCCACGCGAUCUCUUGACCGUCAGUCAUUUAGUUCAAAGGGUCAUCAGUAUAUGCAAGGAAGAUGUGGUGCUGAUUCAUGGGGGUCAUACUCGAGUUGCUAAACUGGUAAUCAACCAGCUCACCGGCCGUGGUUACAAGAUAUUAGUCACAGUUCCUACCAUGGAAGACAGGAACAAUCUGCAGAAGCUCUUUGGUGGGGUGACAAUAUGUGUCAGCAUGUCUGGCUCUUGCUUUCCAGCAGGUUGCGCAACUGUGGUGGUUGACUUCACGAGUACAUCUGAUAUUUCUGACCUUGCGCAAUGCGUCUCACCAUUUGGUCAAAUAAUCAGCAUCGCAGCCAGCACGCAUAAUGCCAAAAAGGAUAUCUUAUCUCUACCUGCAAAUAUCUCAUUCAAGCUUAUCGACAUGGAACAAGUCUUUCGAAGCUGGGUUCAUGACCAGCCUCAGAUGCCAUCACAAUAUCUAGUAGACCGAUCUGUGGUCGACGCUUUGCCGGAAGUCCAAUCAUUCAGCCUCGCCAAUGCUUCCUCUGGCGUUUUAAUACCUGCGAAUGCUGGUAAAGAAGCAAGAGCUGUCAUUGAACUUGAUAAUCGAGACGUGAUUACAGUCACGAGUCCAAUCAAUUCGUCAUACUCCUUCGAUCGACAUUCAGCCUACCUCGUUGCAGGAGGACUAGGAGGGCUAGGAAAAUCCAUAGUCCAAUGGAUGGUGUCUCGCGGCGCGUGUCACCUCAUACUCCUUUCCCGCUCUGGGCCUCGUACAGAAGAUGCCAAAACUUUUAUACACGAGUUGGAAGAAAAGGGAACUUGGGUGUAUGCUCCGGCUUGCGAUAUAUCAGACAAAUCGGCGCUCCAAGAUGUGAUGCUUUAUUGCUCUGAUAAGAUGCCCCCGAUCAAGGGUUGUAUCCAGGCUACUGCAGUUUUGAAGGACAUCACAUAUGAAAAAAUGACCCUCGAGGACUGGACUGCCGCUACCAAGUCCAAAGUUCAGGGGUCUUGGAAUCUGCAUAGUCUUCUCCCGCAAAAGUUGGAUUUCUUCAUCCUGGCAUCAUCGAUGACUGGUGUUUUGGGACAGGCUACACAGAUCAACUAUGCUGCUGGGAACACUUUCCAGGAUGCUCUAGCCAGAUACCGUCUAUCAAUCGGCGAAAAGGCAGUGUCACUGGACCUCGGAAUCAUCAGUACGAGCGGCCUCGGUCUCCUCGCUGCCAGAGAGGAUUUAGUCAAAAGAUUGAAGUCGACCGGUCUCUACUCACCCCUGACCCAGUCGGAGAUAGUGUCCCUCUUUGAAUAUUUCUGUGACCCAUGCUUGGACUUGGAGCGUCUUCCAUCGCAAGUCGCAUCGGGGAUCGUGCCCCCUUCACUACACGCCGGCCGAGAUAUCGAAACGCCAGCGACAUUUCGCCAACCGCUCUGGAGCCAUACACUAUACAAAGACAACUCCGAAGACGACAGCACAAUCGAUCCUGCCUCCGAUACCUCCAGAGACUACGACAACAGGCGGAGCAUCCACACUGCCUUGACGCAGGCUCACUCCAUCCCCCAAAUCCGAGAAAUCAUCACCGGUGCCCUCGCCGAUCGAUUUUGCCGCUUGACGUUGACACCGCAGCACAAACUAGACGUAGAUAAACCGCUACAUGCCGCUGGUGCAGACUCGCUGACAGCGGUCGAUCUGCGCAGUUGGAUUGUUAAGGAGUUUUCGGUAGAUGUUCCGGUUUUUGAUAUCCUUGGCGAUAUGUCGAUUGCGGCAUUGUGCAAUCAGAUCGCGGCGGAAUGGUGGAAAGAAGCGAAGAGAACCCCCCCCCCCCUAGCUCUGGAUAACUAA